Hippocampus comes (tiger tail seahorse) is the source of this 2425-nucleotide messenger RNA. RefSeq names its product succinate-CoA ligase ADP-forming subunit beta (gene sucla2). Gene Ontology annotation, molecular function: ATP binding; succinate-CoA ligase (ADP-forming) activity. Gene Ontology annotation, biological process: succinyl-CoA metabolic process; tricarboxylic acid cycle. Lineage: Eukaryota; Metazoa; Chordata; Actinopteri; Syngnathiformes; Syngnathidae. Bases 48 to 1445 code for a protein of 465 amino acids. Gene Ontology annotation, cellular component: succinate-CoA ligase complex; mitochondrion. The transcript is spliced from 12 exons. The record is from RefSeq and is a predicted model, not a curated record.
CCGUACACCGCGCAUGCGCACGACCAGUCGUCGCCCGACAAGCAGACAUGGCGGCGUCCCUGAUCUGCAGCCGUUUGACGGCAAGCCUGAAGAAUUCGGCGCCCAGAGGCGCCAUGGGCUCCGUUUCCAAGGUCCUGGCAGGUUCUUCGAGUCUGUUUGGAGGCCGCGCGUCGACGUCUCCGCCGCUGCAGCAGCAGCAGCAGAGGAGCCUGUCCCUCCAUGAGUACAUGAGCAUCGGACUGCUGAAGGACGCCGGCAUCUCGGUGCCCGCCGGCAUGGUGGCCAGCUCCUCGGACGAGGCCUACGCCGUCGCCAAGCAGAUCGGCUCCAAGGACCUGGUGGUGAAAGCUCAGGUGCUGGCGGGCGGGCGCGGGAAAGGAACAUUCGAGGGCGGACUGAAGGGAGGCGUCCGGAUCGUCUACUCGCCCGAGGAGGCGCGGGACAUUUCGUCGCAGAUGAUCGGGCGCAAGCUGUACACCAAGCAGACGGGCGAGGCGGGUCGCAUCUGCAACCAGGUGUUCAUCUGCGAGAGGCGCUACCCGCGCAGGGAGUACUACUUUGCCAUCACCAUGGAGAGGUCCUUCCAGGGCCCCGUGUUGAUCGGCAGCUCGCAGGGGGGCGUCAAUAUCGAGGACGUGGCGGCGGAAAAUCCCGACGCCAUUGUCAAGGAGCCCAUCGACAUCGUGGAGGGCAUCAAGAUGGAACAGGCGCUCAAGGUGGCGCAGAAGAUGGGCUUCCCGCAGCCGCUGCAGAAGGAGGCCGCCGAGAACAUGAUCAAGCUCUACAACGUCUUCAUCAAGUACGACGCAUCCAUGCUGGAGAUCAACCCCAUGGUGGAGGACUCCUCGGGCGUCGUGAUGUGCAUGGACGCCAAGAUCAACUUUGACUCCAACGCCGCCUACCGGCAGGGGGAGGUUUUCGCCCUUCAGGACUGGACCCAGGAGGACCCGCGAGACCGGCAGGCGGCCAAGGCCGACCUCAACUACAUCGGCCUGGAUGGAACCAUCGGCUGCCUGGUGAACGGUGCGGGCCUGGCCAUGGCCACCAUGGACAUCAUCAAGCUGCACGGGGGGACGCCCGCCAACUUCCUGGACGUGGGAGGCGGGGCCACCGCCCACCAGGUCACCGAGGCCUUCAAGCUCAUCACGUCCGACAGGAAGGUUCAGGCCAUCUUGGUCAACAUCUUCGGAGGCAUCAUGAGGUGCGACGUCAUCGCCCAGGGCAUCAUCAUGGCCGUCCGCGACCUCGACCUCAAGAUCCCCAUCGUCGUGCGACUGCAAGGUACGCGCGUGGACGAUGCCAAAGCUCUGAUUGCCGCCAGCCCGCUGAAAAUCCUGGCCUGCGACGACCUGGACGAAGCCGCCAAAAUGGUGGUCAGGCUUUCGGAAAUCGUCUCGCUGGCGAAGGAAGCCCAAGUGGACAUCACCUUCCAACUUCCGAUCUGAUCUCCUCCUCCUCCCCCUCCUCGCCGCCAGCGCUCCCUGUUUGACCUCACCUGGACACUCCCCGCCCAAAAGUAGCUGCUUCUUUUUCGUCUGUGGCCUGACGGUGGCGCUAACGUACCUUGUUUAGCUUUGUUUCCUCCCGCUUGGCUAUAUGUGCCUUUAAUGCGCACGGCCCGCACACUCCCCAAAGCACUCUCCUCACAACAUCCGUUCCUCACUCAACGCUUAUACACACCCGGCCACACGCGCUUCUCGAUACGCAUGCGCGCACACGAGUCUCACUCCGUCUGCUUGUUUUUGUGUUAUCCAACCAAUGGUCACGGAAGGCCUUUUGGGUGUAAAAUACCCGAGCGACUGAUAGCCAUAAAGCAAAAAGCGUCCCCCGUGCGGCGACAGCAGCGAGCGAAUGCGGCCGAGCGAUAGCGCCUCGACUGCACCCCGGCAAGCGACUCAAUUUUCUCCCAGAUAAACACGCCGGCGGUGAUUUGCGGUCGGGAGAUGAAUCUACUGCGCCCCCCCCAAGACCGCCGCCGCCGCCGCCGGUUUGAGCUUCCGUUCGCCAUUUUGCAAGACCAAGAUCGAGAAUCGUGGUCCCGCGACGGAAGCAGCUCGAUAGAAAGCGGAGUCAUCAACGCAAUCCCAAAACAACAUUUGCAAGAUGACGGUACAUUUGAAAGGCCUCGACGCGCUACUUCUGAUUGGGCUCCGUGCCGACCGUGCCCGUUUGUCCUUUUCUUUCUCUUCCAUUUCCUCUCGGGUGCUGGCUGUCUGCUAUCGACACUCAGCCCAUCCCGGUGAAUUAUUCACCGCUGCUAUAAUGGAACUUUUUUUUUUUUCCUUUCCUCCCAUCUCCCCAUGAAGAAGUAGCAGCGGCAGCAUCAAGUUCGGCCCCCCCGGGGGCGAGUGAGCGAGUCUAAAAAUGGAGUCAUCGCAACGCUAAAUCACCUUGUGGGAUUUGAAAUUAAAAAUGUCCCUUUUGA